This is a messenger RNA of Aplysia californica (California sea hare), 493 nucleotides long. RefSeq names its product WD repeat-containing protein 61. Gene Ontology annotation, molecular function: protein binding. Gene Ontology annotation, cellular component: Cdc73/Paf1 complex. The record is from RefSeq and is a predicted model, not a curated record. NCBI's taxonomy places the organism in Eukaryota, Metazoa, Mollusca, Gastropoda, Aplysiida, Aplysiidae.
UUCCAGAUUAGAAACAGCUCUAUGUGUCUAACUAAACUUCAAAAUUAAAGAGUUAGGAUUUACCACAACAACACAAGUACACAAAUCAAGCCAUGAAUGCGCAAGCGUUAGUUUUCAAGCAAGAACAAGCCCACGAUGACAGCAUCUGGAGCUGUGCGUUCGGUCGCAACGAGCGAGAUCCGAGCAUGUCGGAAACAGUAGUCACCGGGUCUAUUGACGAUUAUGUCAAGGUCUGGAAAUGGCAGGAGGACAAGUUGGAGCUGCGGCACACGCUGGAGGGACAUCAGCUGGGGGUCGUGUCUGUGGACAUUAAUGCCGACGGGUCCCUGGCGGCGUCCAGCAGUCUGGACAGUCAUGUGCGGGUCUGGGACCUGGACAGUGGGAAGAUGGCCAAGAGUAUCGACGCUGGUCCAGCUCCUCCGACAAGACAGUCAAAAUCUGGAAUGCUGGGACCCGGCAGUGUAUCCACACGUUCUACGACCAUAUGGAUCAG